Messenger RNA from Dacryopinax primogenitus, 1353 nucleotides. RefSeq lists its product as uncharacterized. Bases 1 to 1353 code for a protein of 450 amino acids. The transcript has 2 exons. NCBI's taxonomy places the organism in Eukaryota, Fungi, Basidiomycota, Dacrymycetes, Dacrymycetales, Dacrymycetaceae. The record is from RefSeq and is a predicted model, not a curated record.
AUGCUGAAGACGACGAGGACGACGAGUAUGCUGACGAUUGCCCUGAACACGCUCUUGCAACCAGGAUGCCGCCGUCUCGCCCGGUCGAUAACUACCGUCCGACCUCCCCCUCGCGGUCCACGCGCGCAUCUCCGUUCCCCAGGCUUCGUCUCCCCAUCACCCUCCCCAUCCUUCCCAGCAUCCCCUCCCCAGCCCAAACGCCGUCCCCGUUUCUCGCGAAACACCCCCCCUCCCCUUCCCUCCAGCCGCCGCUCUCUCCUCGGGCGUGACCCCCGCUCGAUCCUAGUAACAUUCCGCUCCAUCUGGCCGAACGUGACUGUCUUCCCCCUCUGGGGCCCUGGACUCCCUGACACCGACUCGGGCCUGCCCUUCUCCCUCGACUUGCAUAAGCCGCAACGGGUGGGCGAGUCUGGGUACCUUAUGCGCGGAGUGCUCGACGCGGGGUCGUACAAGAUUCGCGCGUUUGUCAAGGCUGCGGAUACCAGGGCGGGGGAUGCAGUUGGGCUGGCGCAUAAGGCUGCGCUGGAGCGGGAGGCGGAGGUGUAUGAGAGACUGAAGAGGGAGGACGAGACGCUCUGGGGGAACGUGGUGCCCUACCCUUAUGGGCUUUACGCGGGAGAGGGGUUCAUGUUGUUCAUCAUGUCCUAUAUCGGGCAGCCCCUUUCCCAUCUGCAGAAGAGCCAAGAGGAGAGCGUGAGACUGCUUGUGGAGAAACUGCAUGCGUGGGAUGUGGUCCAUGGGGAUGUGAGGCCGCAUCAUGUGAUACAGGAAAAGAAGGGACCGGUGAGGCUUGUGGAUUUGCAUAAGGCGAAGGGGCAUGGGGAGGUUCUUGUGGGUGAGGAGAAGGACACUGCGAGUGUGGAAGAGGGAAGGAAGGAGAUACAGGAGAUGCAGGGCGAGCCUACGGGGGGGGAUACCCUUAUCACCACUACCCCGAACUCAGAUUCAACCCCAGCCACGGAAAACGCAUCUCCCAACCAGCCCAAUCCUACCCCUCUUCCGCCAGCACCAGAUUCGACGCCCGCUCCACCCUCAAAAUCCUGCCCCGGCCCUCUCUGUCCCGAACUACAGGACCUCGGCCCCCACCUGCGAAAGCGCGACCUCACCCCCCUCCCCGGUCGGGCCGCCAAACACCAAAAGAAGGUCAAGCUAGACAAAGAGGAGAAGGUGCGGCUCAACGCUGCCAAGGCGGAGAAGAAAGCGCGGGACGAGGAGGAGUCUAGGAUCGCCCGGCUUGAGUGGGCGAUGGAGAAGGAACGGAGGGCGCUGGUUAGGACGUUCAGGGUGAAGAAGAACGGGGAGGGAGAGGUGUGGGAGCCGAGUUGGGGUGAUCGGGUGAAUUCACGUUCUUGA